Messenger RNA from Rotaria socialis, 1053 nucleotides. The record is from the annotation of a GenBank genome assembly. NCBI's taxonomy places the organism in Eukaryota, Metazoa, Rotifera, Eurotatoria, Philodinida, Philodinidae.
AUGGAGAGAUCAAUCGGUAUUAAGAUACUGGUAUUGAUUGGCAAACUAGUUUUGUCAUGUUUUUAUGGUACAGUGGGCGCUGUAUUAGCUGCUCUUCUUUUUAUUCAACUCGGUCCAAGAAAGUUUUUCCGACGUGUGGAACGACCGAAGCUACCAGCACAAGCAACCGAUCCUGUGCACGGACAACAUGAUAUGAUUAAAUUGAAAUCAUCCGGUGUCUCGUUACAUUAUGUUUCAAAAGGUUCGUCAGAUCAACCAUUGAUGUUAUUUGUUCAUGGAUUUCCUGAAUGUUGGUAUACUUGGCGAUAUCAAAUGAAGUAUUUUUCAAAAAAAUAUAGAGUUGUCGCUAUUGAUCAACGUGGAUAUGGUCUUAGUUCAAAACCGAGUGAAGUUUCAAAUUAUGCAGCUGAUAAACUAGCCCGUGAUAUUGCUGAUAUCAUUGAACAACUUGGUUAUAAAUCCUGUGUUUUGGUUGGCCACGACUGGGGCGCUAUCAUUUCAUGGACUUGUGCUAUGCUCUAUCCUAAGUUAAUCGACAAAUUGAUUAUUCUGAAUGUUCCCCAUCCAGCUGCCUUUUUUGAUGCUAUAUCUUUUAGACAGCUUCGUCGAUCAUGGUAUAUAUUUUUCUAUCAAAUACCAUUUAUUCCUGAACUGUUGUUUAAAUCAAACGAUUUCCAAAUGUUAAAAACAAUUUUUUAUACAAAACCAAUGGGUUUAGUAAAUCAAGAGAACGUGACAGACGAUGAUCUUGAAGUUUUCAAUUAUACAUUUUCUCAAAAAGGCACACCAACAGCAGCAAUAAACUAUUAUCGUGCUUUAGUGAGACAUACGAGAUAUGAUUUACAAAAACGAAUAGACGUGCCAGUAUUAAUUAUAUGGGGUUGCCAAGAUGCAGCACUAGGUGAAGAACUUGCUGAUGCUAGCACGAAUUAUUGUUCUGAUGUUCGAUUAAAAAAAAUUCGAAAUGCAUCACAUUGGGUACAACAAGAUGUGCCCGAUGAAGUUAAUCAAUAUAUGGAAGCUUUUGUCAAUGAAAGUUCGACCAUGAAAUAG